AUGGCAGACAGAGAAGAGCUGGAAGACCAAAAAAGACUUGACCAAGCAAAACAGGUCGAAAUAGAGGCUGAACCGGAGUCUAUAUGGUCUAAACGUCGGCCUUUUUUGGCUUGGUUAUUGAUGUGUUACUCUACAGGGCCUACAUCAUCCAUGAUGAGGUCCUAUGUUGUGGCCUCAUUACAGUCCAUGACAAAUGCGCUCGGACAUCCUAAAGACAAUCCACUUGGACGGUGUAGGCCUCGCGGUACAGAUUGUUUCGUGAAAUUUGGUUCGAGGGAGGUGCAAUCCACCGCGUAUGCACUAUACCUGAGAGCCAUUUACACUUCUCUUGAGGGAUUCAUUGCGAUUUUAUUGAUGGGAUUUGCUGAUUUUUCGAAUUAUAGGAAAUGGCUUAUGAGUAUCUCGGUUAUUUUAUUCGGAUGCCUUGCAAUUCCAUCAGUUUGGUUAAGCGGGAUAAGUUAUUCAAAUCUUGUAGGGCUUUCUAUCAUAUACUGCUUAUUGCUUUGCUGCAACUCAAUUUACCUUAUCACGGAGGGGUCAUAUAUACCUGUUUUUAUGAGUAACAUGGUAAAACGUCAUGAGGAUCGCGAACAGGUAUUCUUGAGGAGAGGAGCAAAAGUAAGUGUACUUGGCCUCAUAAUGGGAAACUUAGGUGGUGUUACCGCGCUUCUUGUCGGUUUGAUUAUUGCCCAAACUAGAGGGACUCCAAGAGAAGUAGGGUACCGGGAUUUCCUCCUUGCAGUCACUAUUUCUGGCUGUGUAACAACGAUACUUGGUGCUAUUGCAACUUUCGGAAUUCCAUCUGUCAUGGGAGCACCUCUUCCUUUUAAAACAUCUGAAUAUAAAUUCAUUACCAUCUUGAAGUUCACCUUUACACGCUUUAGAGAUAUCCUUAUUGAUUUAUGGGAAUAUAAGCAGGCAUUCAAAUACACAAUUGCGUGGGUGCUAUGGAAUAUACAGUAUUCCACAUUUAUGCAAUUAUUCCUGCUAUCUUUUCGUGAAACCUUAGGAAUCGGAAACUCUGACCGGGAGUACACUGUCUGGCAGUUUAUGAUGCACAUAGUUGCGUGUAUUGGUCCUUUUGCGUGGAUGGGUACUUUCCAUUACGUAACAUUAGGAAGAACUCCUAAAUCGCAAGUCAAGAUCUUGAGAUUCUGUCUCCUAUUAUUACUCCUGAUCGGCACUUUUGCAAACAUCUGGGCCUCUUUGGGUUACUCAGUAACUAGCAAAAUAGGUCUCAAAAAUAGAUGGGAAUUCUGGCUAUUCCUAGUACUCUACGUUGGUUCCAGCAGCGCUAUACGGUCAAUUAAUAGGGUCGCAUACUCUGCAAUGCUUCCAAAAGGUAAAGAGAACCAAUAUUUCGGACUGGAAAUAAUGCUUGGCUUCGCUACUGGCUGGCUCCAAUCUUUACUUGUUAGUAUAAUAAAAGACAAAUCAGGUAAUCCCAGCGCACCUUUUAUUCCUAAUACCGUACUUAUGGUUAUCACUAUCGGCCUAUACUGGUGGUGUGAUAUCGAAAAGGGGUCAGCUCAAGUUGGCAAGAUGACAUUGUUCCAAGAUGAUGUUAAGUCCUAG
Molecule: messenger RNA, 1575 nt
Organism: Eremothecium sinecaudum
Lineage: Eukaryota; Fungi; Ascomycota; Saccharomycetes; Saccharomycetales; Saccharomycetaceae
Product: MFS transporter
Exons: 1
Coding region: 1-1575 (524 amino acids)
Biological process (GO): amino acid transmembrane export from vacuole
Source: RefSeq, a predicted model, not a curated record